This is a messenger RNA of Meriones unguiculatus (Mongolian gerbil), 490 nucleotides long. RefSeq names its product gamma-secretase subunit PEN-2-like. The record is from RefSeq and is a predicted model, not a curated record. Bases 61 to 366 code for a protein of 101 amino acids. The transcript has a single exon. Gene Ontology annotation, biological process: Notch receptor processing. NCBI's taxonomy places the organism in Eukaryota, Metazoa, Chordata, Mammalia, Rodentia, Muridae. Gene Ontology annotation, cellular component: gamma-secretase complex.
UUGCCGUCGUUCGCGUCUUGCUCUGCAAGACCGCGAGGACCACCACGCUCCAGCGCAGCUAUGAAUCUGGAGCGCGUGUCUAAUGAGGAGAAGCUGAACCUGUGCCGGAAGUACUACCUUGGUGGAUUUGCGUUCCUGCCUUUUCUUUGGUUGGUCAACAUUUUCUGGUUCUUCAGAGAGGCCUUCCUCGCCCCAGCCUACACAGAGCAAAGCCAAAUCAAAGGCUAUGUGUGGCGCUCAGCAGUGGGCUUCCUUUUCUGGGUGAUUGUUCUCACCACCUGGAUCACCGUCUUCCAGGUCUACCGGCCCCACUGGGGUACUCUUGGGGACUACCUCUCCUUCACGAUUCCUCUGGGCACUCCCUAGCUGCACAAGCUGGUGAUCUGUUCUUUCUCCCAAGAUGUGCUUCUCCGCUCUAAGCUUUUUCUCAGAUCCAGAAGACUGUUUCCCAUUUCCCAUCUGCCCCAAUAAAGGACCCUAACUUAAAAAA